Messenger RNA from Fopius arisanus, 1402 nucleotides. RefSeq names its product DNA repair protein Rad60 (gene Rad60). Gene Ontology annotation, biological process: cytokine production; positive regulation of transcription by RNA polymerase II. The coding region runs from base 403 to 1323 and encodes 306 amino acids. The transcript has 5 exons. The record is from RefSeq and is a predicted model, not a curated record. Gene Ontology annotation, molecular function: protein binding. Lineage: Eukaryota; Metazoa; Arthropoda; Insecta; Hymenoptera; Braconidae.
UUUUUUCCUGUUGUUAUGCGUUAGAACUGAAAAUUUUCGUAUGUUUUCUCCUGAGGAUUAAUUACUAAAUGAACAAUUCAUCCAUCAAUAAUCCAUUUUUCCAUUCAAUUUAAAUCUCACAAUAGAUUUUCAAAUUUCUUUUUCUAUCAGCGCUCAUUAUUUAUUCAUACAGAUGGCGUAAUAGAAGCCACUGUUCGCUGAUAAAUAAAUAUUCACCGGUGCCGAUUUCCAGUGACAAGUACUUAUUUACAAUUGAUAAAUUACAGUACUAAAUUAUAAUCACAAGACUUAUGAUGUUCAAUUGUUAAUUCUACUUUCAUCGUGUUUUAUCGUUAAUUAUCUGAGAACUUCGAGGUUAGUUGUUCUCUCACAAGUUCAGUGUUAAAGUCAAAUCAGUUCGAUAUGUCAAGUAGCUCAGAAAACGACGACUAUGAUUAUUGCAGUGUAGCAUUUAGAUUAAGAGCCGUAAAGUCCCAGAGGAAAGAAUCACCGGAGCCACAACCACCCAGUGAAAAUCCAAAGAAUGGCCCAAUUGAGGAAGCUCCUAGUGUCAAGGACAUUGAAAUUGAAAAUUGUGUAACGAGAAGCUGUUCAAUUAGAUUGAGAAGCCAAGACCCAAAAACCGACGAUAUCGAGUUGAUCUCAGACUCUGAGGAUCUACGAUCUACGAUCUCUGACGUGGAAGACGUCAUCGAAGUGUCUGCAGUUACUUCUGAAGUCCCUAGAAUAUUAAAAACUCCCAUCGAGAUUCUCGACAGUCCCCCAAGAAUACAAAGGCCGAACAACAGUAUCCUGGGAGGGAAUGAUUCCCUCGUCGAUGAUCCAACAGUGGACAUCCACAUCCGUUGGAAGUCCAAUAAAAUACAAAGCAUUCAAAUGGAAAAGCACGAAUCGUUGAUGACGAUUUUCCAGAAAUUCGCAGAUCAGGAAAACAUUCCAGUCAAUCGAAUAUUAGUUACACGUCAAGAUAUUCCGGUAAAAUCCACCGAUACGCCAGCCAGUUUGAAAUUAUCAGUCAUCGAUAUUCUUGAGGGAGGUAUCAUAAGCGCAGAGAUGUCAAAUAACCCAGUGAAUCAAGAGGAUGAGGAUGAUGAGGAUAUCUGCAAAAUAAAAGCGCAAGUAUCAUCGAAGAAAUCAGUCAUGUAUAAAUUGAGAAAGGAUCAGCCAUUCAAGAAACUGCGAGAGCACUGCGCCAAGGAGCUCGAAGUCCCCAUUGAAAAAAUUAAAUUUUACUUCGAUGGAGACAAGGUGGAGGAUGAGGACACCCCAGAUAUUCUGGACCUCGACAAUGAAGCGUGUGUAGACGUGAAAAUUCUGGAAUAAUUAAGUCAUCCUCAGGAUUCGUCACUCAGCCAUUAGUUUAUAAUUUUUGUAAAAUAAAAUGAAAAAUCUUCGCAUUGUU